UAGCAGUAUUACCAAAUGCAGUGAUAUUGCCCAAUAGCAAGUGGAGGAGAAGAGGAAUGGGGAUGGGCUGUCUCCUAAUGCUUUAUAAACGCCCGGAUACAUCUUCCGUCAGAUGCACGUAGCGAGAAAAUAUAACCAACCAUUUGUUAGUGAAUACAUUUUACUGAGGCGAUUUGCAAACAAUUUAAAGUGUUUAACUACUUUGUGUGGGUGUUCAACAGUGGACAAUCAAACUUAACAGGUAAGUGUUUUUUCAUCGAUCUCUGGAUAUUACGUCGCAAUUUAAUUGACCUAAAUGCAGGUCAUUUAAACUUUCCAGAUGUUAGUGGCAGUGUAGCUACUGCGUCAAACCAGCAUGUGCACGCACCACGAGCUCCAUUAUGCCAAACAGGAAAUUUGUUGUUAACAAUUUCAACAGUUUAAAAAAAAACUUUUUUUGUUGUAAUUUUACGCCUUUUUUUCUCCCCAUUUUCGUGAUAUCCAAUUGCGAUCUUGUCUCAUCGCUGCAACUCCCCUGCGUUUGUGUAUUAGUGUGUAGUGAUGGGAAACCGAGGCUUUCUGAAGCCUUUGGGACUUCCACCAAAAUGUGCCGGAAAACUGUUUAUUACUCGGAGCUUUUAACACAAUGCACAUUAGUGAUAUCUGCUGGCCAGCAAUGAAAAGCAGCGUUUGAUGUUCAUAUAUAAAUAUUUUCCAUAAAAUUCAUCAAAUCACUGUGGCGUAGUGGUUAGUCUUGGGUUUUAGUAGUCUAUUAUCAGUUACUGUUACAGGUUUUCACCUUCUGUCAUGCUUCACUUUUUUGCUGUGAAUCCUUUUUUUCUUUCUGUAAAACUGUGAAUCAUUAUUUAAGCUAGAAGCCUAUACUUUAUUAAAUAAAAUGAAUUGUUUUAACAACAAUGUUAAUGCCAAAAUAAUCCAUCCACCUGACAGGUGUGCCAUAUCAAGACGCUGAUUAAACAGCAUGAUCAUUAUACAGGUGCACCUUGUGCUGGGCACAAUAAAAGGCCACUCUAAAAUGUGCAGUUUUGUCACACAACAAUGCCACAGAUGUAUCAAGUUGAGGGAGCAUGCAAUUGGCAUGCUGACUGCAGGAAUGUCCACCAGAGUUGUUGCCAGAGAAUGUAAUGUUCAUUUCUCUACCAAAGCCCCCUCCAAAGCCGUUUUAGAGAAUUUGACAGUACGUCCAACUGGAUUCAUAACAGCAGACCACGUGUAACCACGCCAGCCCAGGACCUCCAUAUCUGGCUUCUAAACUUGUAGGAUCAUCUGAGACCAGCCACCCGGACAGCUGAUGAAACUGUGGGUUUGCACAACUGAAGAAUUUCUGCACAAACUGUCAAAAACUGUCUCGGGGAAGCUCAUCUGUGUGCUUGUCGUCCUCACCAGGGUCUUGACCUGACUGCAGUUUGGCGUCAGUGGGCAAAUGCUCACCUUCGAUGGCCACUGGCACGCUGGAGAAGUAUGCUCUUCACGGAUUAAUCCCGGUUUCAACUGUACCGAGCAGAUUGCAGACCGCAUGUAUGGCUUUGUGUGGGUGAGCGGUUUGCUGAUGUCAACGUUGUGAAUGGCGUGGUGAUGAUGCCAUGGUGGCGGUGGGGUUAUGGUAUAGGCAGGCAUAAGCUAAGGACAACGAAGUUAAUCACAUUUUAUCUAUGUUCAUUUGAAUGCACAGGGAUACCGUGACGAGAUCCUGAGGCCCAUUGUUGUGCCAUUCAGCCUCCGCCACCACCUCAUGUUCAUCGAGAGCAUCCUGAUCGAUUGCAUCACCGCCUGGUAUGGCAACUGCUCGGCAUCUGACCAUAAGGCGCUACAGAGGAUAGUGCGUAUUGCCCAGUACAUCACUGGGGCCAAGCUUCCUGCCAUCCAGGACCUAUAUACUAGGCGGUGUCAGAGGAAGGCCCCAAAAGAAUUCUAAGACUCCAGUCAUAGAAUGUUCUCUCUGCUACCGCACGGGUAGCAGUACUGGAGCGCCAAGUCUAGGUCCAAAAGGUUCCUUAACAGCUUCUAUCCCCAAGCCAUAAAACUGCUGAACAAUUAAUCAAAUGGCCACCUGUGAUAAUGUUACUUUGAAACGAGCAUCGGUACAUUUGGUCGGAUCCGUAGUGCUUUGAAAACCGCAUCGGAGCUCCGGUAUCAAUCGUCCCAUCACUAGUUCUUGACAUGGUUUCUUUCGUGAAUGAUUUGAUUUAUUUCUAGAGAAACGGCGCGUUGGGCUCACAAAAGAAACAAACUAAAUGGAAUUAAAGUAAUUUGAACUGACUCUGUCAAAAAAAAAAUAAAAAUUUUUUUUAUUGGUUAAUCGCUCAGCACUAAUUAGGAAGCAAUAGGCCUACAUGUAUAUAAUAUUUCCAGGUCUCAUCCCAGUGUUUAAAGAUAUUAUUGGAAAAUAGAUAUAUCAAUGCAUAGGAUGAUGUUUUGAUAAUAUGCUUAGCAGAUAUCUCAAAUGAAGGUAGUUAAGUCAAAAGUAGUAAGCUAGGCCUACACCAUAACCCUCUAGCCCAAAGGCCAGCAGAUGGCGCUUUUUAGUCAUUUCCAUCUUACUGUCCAAACGCAUUGUAAAUCAAAUCAAAUUGUAUUGGUCACAUACACAUAUUUAGCAGAUGUUAUUACGGGUGUAGCGAAAUGCUUGUUUUCCUAGCUCCAACAGUGCAGUAGUAUCUAACAAUUCACAACAAUAAACACAAAUCUAAAGUAAAAUAAUAUAUAAAUAUUAGGAUGAGCAAUGUCGGAGUGGCAUUGACUAAAAUACAGUAGAAUAAAUACAGUAUAUACAUAUGAAAUGAGUAAAGCAUUAUGUAAACAUUAUUAAAGGGACUGGUGUUCCAUUAUUAAAGUGACCAGUGAUUCCAUGUCUAUGUAUAUAGGGCAGCAGCCUCCAAGGUGCAGGGUUGAGUAACCGGGUGGUAGCCGGCUAGUGAUGGCUAAUUAACAGUCUCAUGGCCUUGAGCUAGAAACUGUUUUUCAGUCUCUCGGUCCCAGCUUUGAUGCACCUAUACUGACCUCGCCUUCUGGAUGGUAGCGGGGUGAACAGGCCGUGGCUCGGGUGGUUGAUGUCCUUGAUCUUUUUGGCCUUCCUGUGACAUUGGGUGCUGUAGGUGUCCUGGAGGGCAGACAGUGUGCCCCCGGCAACGCGUUGGGCAGACCGCACCACCCUCUGGAGAGCCCUGCGGUUGCGGGCGGUGCAAUUACUGUACCAGGCGGUGAUACAGCCUGAUCAGAUGCUCUCAAUUGUGCAUCUGUAAAAGUUUGAGGGUCUUAGGGGCCAAGCCACAUUUCUCCAGCCUCCUGAGGUUGAAGAGGCGCUGUUGCGCCUUCUUCACCACACUCACUAUGUGGGUGGACCAUUUCAGAUUGUCAGUGAUGUGUAUGCCGAGGAACUUGAAGCUUUUCACCUUCUCCACUGCGGACCCGUCAAUGUGGAUAGGGGCGUGCUACCUCUGCUGUUUCCUGAAGUCCACGAUCAGCUCCUUCGUUUUGUUGAGGGAGAGGUUAUUUUCCUGGCACCACUCCGCCAGGGCCCUCACCUCCUCCCUGUAGGCUGUCUCGUCAUUGUUGGUAAUCAGGCCUACUACUGUUGUGUCGUCUGCAAACUUGAUGAUUGAGUUGGAGGCCUGCGUUGCCACGCAGUCAUGGGUGAACAGUGAGUACAGGAGGGGGCUGAGCACGCACCCUUGUGGGGCCCCUGUGUUGAGGAUCAGUGACGUGGAGGUGUUGUUUCCUACCUUCACCACCUGGGGGCGGCCUGUAAGGAAGUCCAGGACCCAGUUGCACAGGGCGGGGUUCAGACCUAAGGCCCCAAGCUUAAUGAUCAGCUUGGAGGGUACUAUGGUGUUGAAUGCUGAGCUAUUAUCAAGGAACACCAUUCUUACAUAGGUAUUCCUCUUGUCCAGAUGGGAUAGGGCAGUGUGAUGGCGAUUGCAUCGUCUGUGGAUCUAUUGGGGCGGUAUGCAAAUUGAAGUGGGUCUAGGGUGUAAGGUAGAGGUGAUAUGAUCCUUGACUAGCCUCUCAAAGCACUUCAUGAUGACAGAAGUGAGUGCUACGGGGCAAUAGUCAUUUAGUUCAGUUACCUUUGUUUUCUCGGGUACAGGAACAAUGGUGGACAUCUUGAAGCAAGGGGGACAGCAGACUGGGAUAGGGAGCGAUUUAAUGUCCGUUAACACUCCAGUCAGCUGGUCUGCGCAUGCUCUGAGGACGCGGCGGCUAGGGAUGCCGUCUGGGCCGACAGUCUUGCGAGGGUUAACACACUUAAAUGUCUUACUCACGUUGGCCACAGAGAACGAGAGCCCAUAGUCCUUGGGCGCGGGCCGUGUCGGUGGCACUGUGUUAUUACAAAGGGGGGAGGAGCUCCAUUGGACAUGAAUUAACAUUAAUUUCGUGAACAAGCAGUACAAUAUUGCAAAUCUUUUCCGAGAUGUGAGAUAAUUAACUUGUUCUCUGUAAUAUCGCUUUGGAAUUGUGACAUUACGUACUUUAGAGGAAAAUAGGCAGUUUCUCGACUCAUACAGUGCCUUGAGUUUGAGAAGGGAUUACGUCACAAUUAGCCUAGCAACCGUUUGACUUAGCAUGACACCAUGAACACGAUUGGUCGAUAGUCUGCUGGGUGGGGCAUUAUACGUUUCUCCAUUCAUUACCCAAUAGGAUUCCUUUCUCUAAUAUAUCUGUCUGAACGCAGUGCACAACGUCAGGAUGUAGCAUUAGCAACUAGAAUGGUGGUGGGAAAUGGUUUUUCAUAAAGAAAGUAUGCGGUUUCCGCCUUCUUGCCAUUAAAUCUAGUUAAGGAGGAAAUCGACGCCUUUGCAGCCUGAAUGAAAAAUGUUUUAGUUACGAACCGGUCCACGGGGGAUACGAGCGUAUUGCCAGCUGCAUAUAAUGCGUGUAGAUGGUAAGAUGAAACAAUCAAUAUCGCCAUCUGCUGGCCUUUGGGCUAAGUGACCCUCUGACUAUCUAGCACAGGGGUUCCCAAACCUUUUCGCUCAGGCCACCUUUCGAGCAUUGGGGAACAUCCGGUCUAUUUCUAUGGGCAAAAGCACUGUUGAUGACGCAAAUUGUUCACACCCUUCUUGUUGGUGGAGAUGAUUUUACAGGUUGAAAGCUUAUUUCCUGCAAUUCUAUACAUUUGCCAUGGGAUGGGUAAUUAUUUUUUGCAAUUUUUAAGCUAAUUUCCAGCUUUCCUACACCCUUUGCCAUGUCUUAAGUGUAUUCAUGUGAUAUAGCAGUGACAUGCCCAUUCCCUGGUUGCUGUAGCAUUAGGCUUAGUACAUCACAAGUUAUCCUCUCAUUUCAAUUGGGUCAACCUUUUGCCUUAGUAGCAUAUUUUUUGUGGUACCCUCGGACCACCCUUAUGAUCUCCCUACUAUGAGCCGUAUCAGAUAAUGCACCUACAUUCUGCUGUGUUUACAUGUGUAAAUCUGUAGGAGCUUAGAUUAGCUAGUAGGAGUCUGCCCUGCUGCUAAUAUUUCCGAAUGGGGGGGGGCAGGGGAUUUGACGGAUUAAAUUAGUAACGAAAGAUUAGUGAAGCAAUCAUUGUUUCUACAGAUGCAGCUGGUUUGGUUUUUGGAUUGAAUUUAAACGAACAAAAAAGGAUGGUGGCGGUGUCCUUAAUUCUAGCUAUCUAAAAGGGAGACUUUGCUUCGCAAUUCCAAUCAGUACGGUUUUGUCAACCAAGUAGUGGAGAGUAGGUGUUUUGUAACAUUAUUUAAAUAAUCUGGUUUUAAACUGUCGCUCCCUCUGUCUCCCUCAACAUUUAGGACUACUCAGUCAGAAUGUGUUAAAUAGAGUAUUGUGCCAAUAUUUGUCACGCAGACUCUUUAUCGUUCCAAUAUUUCCUGUGUUGGAUGAUUGCAUAAGGCAGUCUCACUUCUGCACGCUAAGAUUAUUUUAGUUGUCUGUCUUCAUCUACGCACAAGUUCUAGAAAAACACAAGUGUGGAAGGAGAGCUCAGGAUCUGAUACGUGGUAGAGCACCACACUGUAAGAAAAAUAUAUGUUGUGGUUGUGCUUAGGAGGUAGUAAGAUCUUAAUCUCCCAUAGAUACAGUUGAAGUUGGAAGUUUACAUACACCUUAGCCAAAUACAUUUAAACUCAGUUUUCAUAAUUCCUGACAUUUAAUCCUAGUAAAAAUUCCCUGUUUUAGGUCAGUUAGGAUCACCACUUUUAUUUUAAGAAUGUGAAAUGUCAGAAUAAUAGUAGAUUGAUUUUAUAUCAGCUUUUAUUUAUUUCAUCACAUUCCCAGUGGGUCAGAUGUUUACAUACACUCAAUUAGUAUUUGGUAGCAUUUUCUUUAAAUUGUUUAACUUGGGUCAAACAUUUUGGGUAGCCUUCCACAAGCUUCCCACAAUCAUUUUGGUGAAUUUUGGCCCAUUCCUCCUGACAGAGCUGGUGUAACUGAGUCAGGUUUGUAGGCCUCCUUGCUCACACACACUUUUUCAGUUCUGCCCACAAAUGUUCUAUAGGAUUGAGGUCAGGGCUUUGUGACGGCCACUCCAAUACCUUGACUUUGUUGUCCUUAAGCCAUUUUGCCACAACUUUGGAAGUAUGCUUGGGGUCAUUGUCCAUUUGGAAAACCCAUUUCCGACCAAGCUUUAACUUCCUGACUGAUGUCUUGAGAUGUUGCUUCAAUAUAUCCACAUAAUUUUCCUUUCUCAUGAUGCCAUCUAUUUUGUGAAGUGCACCAGUCCCUCCUGCAGAAAAGCACCCCCACAGCAUGAUGCUGCCACCCCCGUGCUUCACGGUUGGUAUGGUGUUCUUCGGCUUGCAAGCAUCCGUUCUAUUUUUGUUUGAUCAGACCAGAAGACAUUUCUCCAAAAAGUACGAUCUUUGUCCCCAUGUGCAGUUGCAAACCGUAGUCUGGCUUUUUUAUGGCGGUUUUGGAGCAGUGGCUUCUUCCAUGCUGAGUGGCCUUUCAGAUUAUGUCGAUAUAGGACUCAUUUUACUGUGGAUAUAGAUACUUUUGUACCUGUUUCCUCCAGCAUCUUCACGAGGUCCUUUGCUGUUGCUCUGGGAUUGAUUUGCACACCAAAGUACAUUCACGCAUCUCUAUCCUGAGCGGUAUGACGGGUGCGUGGUCCCAUGGUAUUUAUAUUUGCGUACUAUUGUUUGUACAGAUAAACAUGGUAAUUUCAGGCGUUUGGAAAUUGCUCCCAAGGAUGAACCAGACUUGUGGAGGUCUACAAUGUUUUUCUGAGGUCUUGGCUGAUUUCUUUUGAUUUUCCCAUGAUGUAAAGCAAAGAGGCACUGAGUUUGAAGGUAGGCCUUGAAAUACAUCCACAGGUACACCUCCAAUUAAUUACAUUUUACAUUUUAGUAAUUUAGCAGACGCUCUUAUCCAGAGCGAUUUACAGUUAGUGCAUACAUUUUUCACACUGGCCCCCCGUGGGAAUUGAACUCACAACCCUGGCGUUGCAAGCGCCAUGCUCUACCAACUGAGCUACAGGAGGACUCAAAUGAUGUCAAUUAGCCUAUCAGAAGCCUCUAAAACCAUGACAUAAUUUUCUGGAAUUUCCCAAGCUGUUUAAAGUCACAGUCAACUUAGUGAAUUUAAACUUCUGACCCACUGGAAUUGUGAUACAGUGAAAUAAUCUGUCUGUAAACAAUUGUUGGAAAAAUUACGUGUCAUGCACAAAGUAGAUGUCCUAACCGACUUGCCAAAACUAUAGUUUGUUAACAAGAAAUUUGUGGAGUGGUUGAAAAACAAGUUUUAAUGACUUCAACCUGAGUGUAUGUAAACUUCUGACUUCAACUGUAGCAAGGAAGAGAGGGAGCAUUUCCUUAGAGAGACACAGAGAGAGAGGGGGCAGAGAAGGAGAGGGAACAUGUUCUGUACUCUUGAGGUGUCCCAUUUGGACCUAAGUGAGGUAUUACUGAUGUCCUGAGAGGUAGUUUUUUUUAUACAGCCUGGUAAAAGAUUAGCUUAAGGGAGUCAGAAGGGCAUCCUAUCUUGUAAACAACAUUUGGCCUAGUAGUCUCAAACUGCCUGUUAAGCACUUAGCAUAUCUACAGGUCUGGAAACUGGUUUGGGUUUAAUGGUAUUUGGUUUACUUGGCCAUAAUUUCACACAUGGAGUUAAAAAUGGAAGGUUUAAAAAUACAGACAUAGCUUUCAAGAUCCCGGCUAGCCUCUUUAGCACCAGUAGGAUUAGCUGUGCUGCUAUAAAUUCAAAACUGUUUUUUGUGUGGUUUUUUUCAGACUUUUAUCAACAUUUCCAGAUUGUUUGGUUGUGUAACUUCUCUAAAAUGGUUGGAUUGAUCUGAAUGUUGCAAUUUCAGUGGGAAAUGGCGAACAGUUUCUCCAACAAAGGACUUGCAGUGCAAGGCGUCCAUGUCUUUAAAAAAAAAACACAGCAGAAAAAUUAACCUGUUUGCUUGAUACUCUUCCUCUCUGUUCCUAUUGUGAGGCCUGGCAGAGGCCUCUGUUAUAGGCUGCGUCCCACAUUGCGCUAUAUUCCCUAUGUAGUGCACUGGGCCGAAUAGGGUGCCAUUUGGGAUGUAGCCCUAGAGUCCGGAUGCUGUUCUGUUGGAAACCUGCCCAAACACCCAAAACUCCACGUGUGUGUUAAACAAACGCUUCCUUUAAAGAUUACCCUGGAGAGGCACAUCUCAAACCUGUACGUAGAUCAGAUCCAAAGGAUAUUGUUAUAGCUGUACAGCAGAGAGAGGGAAAGACAGGAAUAUGGUGUGAGGCAGGAAGAGGGGGAGAGUACUGUGAGAGUUAGUCAGCGAGAGUGUGUGUGAAGGAAGCUAUGCAGUGUCAGUAGCUUCCUGUGUGUUGGCCAAGCCCAGUUAGCACACCACACCACAGAGGAAGAGCCUGACUCUUGGCCUUUACCAGCCUCGCCUGCCUCGGCCUGCCUGCCCUGCCUCGGCCUUGCCGGACACAAAGACCCUGUCUGUUUACCAUCUAAUUUGAUUUGCAUGCACAGCAGAGCUCCCACAAUCCAACCAAAAUGGCAUCACGAUCCACAGCAGCAUGAUCUGCAGACAGCAGCUUGAUUUCAUUUCUCGCCCACUCCCUUGCAAUAGCCGGAGCGACUCUCAUUUCAGAGUUCAUUUUGGUUUAGAAUGCUUUGAAAAGUAUAGCUGUAGCUAGGGCUUGGUGUACUGCUAGUGUUCUAGUCUUCAAACCGUGUCAUACAUCAAUCCCUACGAGAGGACAACACUGAUGUUGUGUUUCAGUUAUCUAUCAUUCCUUUGUGUAAAAAUCAGGUGGUCAUGGCUAACUGUGUGCAGUGGAAGUUUGGUUAAUAACUCCUGUCAAACACUUGGAGUUCCCCCUCUUCAAGUUGUUUUUGAGACGUUUAGAUCCGUAGAAGUAUCAUACAAAGGUUGGGAAAGGAAAGGAAAGCAUGGUACCUAUAAGAUCCAGACCUGGGUUCAAAUACUAUGUCAUGUUUUUUUAGUAAAAAAUAAAUAAAUUGUUUCAAUUAUUUAGAAGUCAGUAUUUAGAUAUUAUUUACUUGAAAAGACAAGUAGUUGAAUAUUGGACUGUAUUUGUAAAUGCACUGUUGAAUGAGAGUGUACCAGUGUUGUUUUCUCACUGUUAAGUUAUCGUAAUAACAUGAUAUCAAAACAAAUGUACAAGGAUCAGAAAGGUACACUACCGGUCAAACGUUUUAGAACACCUACUGUGCUCAGCAUAUGUGGGAACUCCUUCAAGAAUCUUGGAAAAGCAUUCCGGGUGAAGCUGGUUGAGAGAAUGCCAAGAGCUUGCAACGCCAGGGUUGUGGGUUCGAUUCCCAUGGGGGGCCAGUAUGAAAAUGUAUGCACUCACUAACUGUAAGUCGCUCUGGAUAAGAGCGUCUGCUAAAUGACUGAAAUGUAAGUGUGCGCAAAGCUGUCAUCAAGGCAAAGGGUGGCUAUUUGAAGAAUCUCAAAUAUCAAAUAUAUUUUGAUUUUAACACUUUCUUGGUUACUACAUGAUUCCAUAUGUUAUUUCAUAGUUUUGAUGUCUUUACUUUUAUUCUACAAUGUAGAAAAUAGUAAAAAUAAAGAAAUACCCUUGAAUGAGUAGGUGUUCUAAAACUUUUGACCGGUAGUGUGUGUCAUAUGAAAUUUCCUCUCAAACACGGAGGAACGCUCCACCACUGGUUGAACCAGUCAGCGUAUAUCUAAAUAACAGUCCUCUCUCACUCUCACUCUCUCUCACUGAAAGACAUGGAUGACAUCCAAGUUGCGUCAAAAGCACCCCUGCUUGUUGACCGGGAAUUGCCAGUAAGUAAACACACGAUCAUUAAUAUUAUCAUACAUUUGAUUUGCAUGUACUAUAGACUACGGUUUAUUUGUCUGUGCGAAAUGUAGUUUAAACUUUGUUAUAGGACAACUGAACUCCAUACAUAAAUUAUGACUGUUUAGCUGUCAGGAACAGUCUGAAAUGUUUGUGCUGUACAUUGAUACUGGUCCUUACCGAUACAUUUUUUUUUCCUCAACUUUCUUUAUAUUUAAAACACAAUGCAGCCCAUAGGACAAUUAGGUAUUCUCUAAUUCAUCAUAUCUUAUUGGAAGGACUUAACUCUCUAUAACCGUUGUCUCUGUCAUUUUUAGGGGUUGAGAGCGGCUGUAGCACAACUUGUGAUAAAGGUAUGUCCCUAUGGUACACACAUAGAUAUCCACACUUCUUUUUAUUUAACUACGCAAGUCAGUUAAGAACAAAUUCUUAUUUACAAUGACUGCCCGGACGAUGCUGGGCCAAUUGUGCGCUGCCCUAUGGGACUCCCAAUCACGGCCGGUUAUGAUACAGCCUGGAAUCAAACCAGGGGGUCUGUAGUGACGCCUCAAGCACUGAGAUGCAGUGCCUUAGACCGCUGCGCCACUCGGGAGCCCACAUGUUGACAUAACCCACAAGUUUCAGUGUAGAGUAGUCAGAUUAAUGUCCACAUGGAUUAGGUUGUGAUAAUUUAGUAUUUAGCCACAUCUGGUGGGCAAUGUAAAAGGACAGUUAAUUAAUUAAUCAUCUUGCAGUACUUGCUGCCCCUUAGGCUUUUCUGGUGGAAGUUUUGCACACAUUUAAGUCUCUUUGAUACUGACAGAUGACGUUACAUGACUACUGCACUAAUGUUUUAUCUGUAGCCCUUUGUGUAAUCUGAAGAGGAAAAAGUAUAAUUUAAUUUUGAGCACUAGUAUGAGUGUGUAUGUUGUCUUGACAUACAGCCAGCAGCAUACCAACUACAUACAUUCAGGACCUUGGACUGCACCACUGGGAACCCACUACCUACCAAUCAAUGCUUUCAUUCUUAACUUAUAAAUAGCCUAUCAUGUGCUAAUAUCCUGAAAAAUUCGACCUGGGAAUUGUCAGUGGUGCCAGUAGAGGGAUUCUCCCUGCAGCUAACCAUCUCGUGGAAACCGACCCUCAUGCCGGUUGGGAUUAGUCAACUCAGGUUUCCAGGGCAAGCGUUUAAUAUCACUUUGUGUCUUAGAGCCCUACUGACGUAGGUAGAGGAGGGACACCUCGGACACCUGUCCCGUUCCCAGGCUGCCUCCCCCUCCCCCGUUCAGCUCAGGCACACUAGUUACACAUGUAUCCCUCCUCCUUUCUCCUCUCCCUCCUCUAGCUAGCUCAAUGGGAUUAGCUCAGCAUAUGUCUAUAUCAAACUGCCGCCAAAUAAGCCGUGGCUACCUAGACGAUACUGCCAUCAGAUGUUUACCUUAUGUCAUGUAAAUAGGUUAUGUGAACCUGGAGGGAAGCCUUGGUUGAACUGGAUUUGACUACAUUGUUGACUCUUAUUGCGUCCCAAAUGGCAACCUGUUCCCUAUGUAGUGUACUACUUUUGACCAGAGCCAUAGGAAUUUGGAAAAAUGUGUGCACUAUGUAAGGAAUAGGUUGCCAUUUGGGACACACCUACUCAGGGUCUUAAACUGGACCUAACUACCUUCCUUGUAAGAUUUGUUUUGGUCAGUGUAUGGGGUUUAUGACGUCAGGAUUCCUCCGCUAUUCCAGUGGCAAUAGUAUUUAAUUGGUAACCACUCAUACUUGCAGUAUCAGUAGGUCCAGUGGGCUAGGCCUAUGAAAUUGAACGUGCCGCAAACAAAAUUGCACCUAGGAGCCAAUAGUCUAUCUGAUCUUUGGAAUAGUAGACUAAAGAUUAUAAUCUCCCCACACUGAUAACAUUGAGACAUGAACUGAUGUAUUUGUACAGUAUCUCAUAAUGAUCCUGAGUGAAUCAUUUUCAAUCUAUUGAAACAUUGCCACAUAGACAUACCUAACAGAAUGACUUAAUACACUAUAAAGGCUUCAGACAUGAUUAUGCCAAUGCUAUUACAAAAAAAUACUUUAUUUUUCUCUUUCUUGACCGCCUGAUAUGUCAUCAAAUUAGGAUAUUUUGACAACUGGGUUAAAGAUUAUUCAUUGCUCUUGUAUACUGGAUUCCUAUUGAUCUGAUGGCUUGCUUACUCUUCACUUUGGACUAUUCAUUAAAUAUCCCUUGCUGCCCCACUUUCUGACAUUGUGCUGAUCCAAUUUAGGGAUCUCUUCAGCUAGAAUUAUCUUGUUUUGACCACCUUGCAAAGCACCAUGGGAGGCCAUGGGCUUAUGCAGAGUAGUAAGUACCAGGGGUAUAAAACACAACCCUCAGACAAGUCCCCUCAUAAGAACCUUUUACAGAAGCUUACCUUCAAUUGGAUCUAUAGCUCAGAGCAGUACCUCUGUUUACUACUCAGUACGGGUGACCAAAAGCCACUAGAAAACAUGGUUCUUGAGGGGGAUUCGGACAUGGAGAGUGUUGCUGAGAUUGAAACCUCUGUGAGUACUGUUGGAUCUCUGUCUGUUAUGGAGUAGUUGAUGGUGUGCUUUGACGGUUCGUCUUGGGCUUGUUUACCUUCAGUUUGUACUAUUGUGGGAUUGAAAUAAACAAUCUCAGAUUGGGAGAAACAUGGUGGACUGAUGGUCCUUUUGGAAGUAAUACGCAUCAGUCAAAAAUCAUAAUUGUUGAAGCAUUAUUGCCAGACGCUCUGGUUGAUGACUCCUUGAGAAACAGUACUGAAUGCAGAAAGGCUAACGGCUUUUGCAUGAGCCAAUUGUCUGUUUCACUGAAAGUUGGAUAUAUUUUUUUUUGUUUUCAAUGGCACUUUCUGAUGAAGCCUUUACAUUUUGGUCAUUUUAGCGUUUGCUCUUAUUCAGAGCGAACUUUAAGUCUGUUUGGAUGUGUUCUGAUUUACAAUGUGUUGAGUGUUGGAGAAAAUACAUGCGGCCCAAAUGAAAAACAAGUGAUUCUGAAGGGCAAAACUAAAUCCAUAAUGAUUCAUUCAAGUGUUUUCUCUGCAUCUUCAAAGCUGACAUGAGCUUAGUGUAUUCUCAUUCUCUGCUAAGCAUGGAUACUUUGGUGCAGUUCAACUCUGUUUCGCUUAGGGUUUACCUUGUCCAGGUCGAGUAGAGUUCUUCAUUGUUUUUUUGUUUGUUAUGGAUAAUAUUUUCUUCUAAAGUUUAACAGAGUUUUGUGGUACCCCUAUUUGCUAACCGUGGUUUACUCCAUCUUUAGGAGCACGAUGUGGAGACUCCCCAUGGAAGGAUCCACUGCACCAUGAAGGGGACGCCCAAAGGAGACCGGCCUGUCAUCCUCACCUUCCAUGACAUUGGACUGAACCGUAAGCCCCAUACGCUUCACUCAUCCCAUCCUAGUUAAUGGAUUUGAUGUCACCCCUCAAUGUAAGACUAAUGUCCCCAUGCUCUUUGGUAUUACUACCUUCAGUAUGUUAAGUUUGAGAAUGAGAACGUCUGUUUGUUGACUGUAACGGCUAGUCAACAUCAUGAAAAGUUCAUUUACUUUGUUUGUAAAAGAUAAUUGAUUCUCAAUGACUUACCUGGCUAAAUAAAGAUAAACAUUUAAAUAAAUAGAUACAUCGAAAGUUGAGAAGAAGCACACAAUGCCCACCAUGUUAGACAUCUGUCAUCCACAAAUCAUGUGAGAUCCAGCCUCAUCACUAACAUCCUGUACCUGAUCUACAUGUUGUUUCAGACAAGACGUGCUUUGACCCCAUGUUCCAGCAUGAGGACAUGCAGGAGAUCAUGCAGCACUUUGCUGUGUGCCACAUUGAUGCCCCUGGGCAGCACGAGGGGGCCAACACGUUCUCUAAUGGGUGAGCCCAGUCGUCUAGCCUUAUCUCACAUCUUUUUUGUUGAUUGGAUAGGACAGAUGGAAAGAUGGAGGAGAGAGUGCUGAAACUGCAGUGGGCCGUAUUCAAACCCAUGCUGCAGCGGUAUGUGUUCUGGAGGCAGCGGCUUAGACCACUUGACCACCCUAGACCUCACCGCCUUUGCACCAAAUGUAGGCCAGCCUGUUCGUCUGUUACCCUUUGACCUCUGUACUGUACAAUCUAGAUCUGUUGUGACCCAUUUACACUGAUGUCUUGAUAAAUCAUUAGCUAGUUAGGUGAAUAUAGUUUUUUACCUGAUUGCUUUGCUGCUUCAUUUUUAUGACCGUUUGCAUCUUGAGUCCAUAUCACCAUUGAUCUGAAUAGGAGAGAUGAUCAAAGUGAAAAAAGGAUCGGAGAAACCAGUAUAAGGCUGUUGCUGGAAUAGAGAUCUGGAGGGCAGUGAUAAGAAGCAUUGUAUAGUGUUGAUAAUGGAAGUACUUUAACCCUGACGGUUGUUGUUUUCUGUCCAGGUACGAGUACCCCUCCAUGGAUCAGCUGUCUGAGUCCCUCCCCCUGGUCCUCAAGCAUUUUGGGUAAGUCCAAACAAGGACUAUAAGAUUUAGAAAUUGAUCAAAUAUUUUCAUUAUGAAAUAUAUUUCUCCUCAUACAUUUGAACUGUUCAGGAUCUAUAUUCUGAAAGUGUCUCAGAUUAGAAGUGUUGUUUUGCCUUCUAGAUCAUAAUGAAUAAGACUCCUAUUUUGAGAUGCUUUAUGAAAAAAGACCAUGAUGUCUUAGACCUCCAUCCAUUUUGGCUCAAAAAAGAUUCUGAUGAUAUUGUGUUUUUGUUAACCACAGCCUGAAAAGCGUCAUUGGAAUAGCCGUCGGAGCUGGAGCCUACAUCCUGGCGAGAUUCGCAGUGAGUUUGACGCCCUCCUACCUUCCCCUUUCAAUCAUGCUUAAGUAUGCUUCAUUAUGAAGAGUUUUAAUCAAACUGGGAUUAGAAGUUACAGUAUACUAAUGUUCCCGGUGAUGCAGUGCUGAUUUUGGGUGUACAAUCCUGCUUAUUGCUUUAGCCUGCUGCUGAGAGUGUGGAAAUGUUCUAGACUGGCUCCGCACCAAAACACCCGGCUCUGUAGGGACUCCCGUCUCAAUGUGCUGAAACGCAGAUGAGGGAGGGAUACAAAUAAUGUUUUAACUCCUAACUGACCUCGCUCUGUUACGAAACGUUGAGGUUUCAAUGCGUAUAGUGAAUUAAAUGGACCCCUAUGAGGUUUCAAUGAGCACUGUUUGUAUAUUUUCACCAUUACGAAGUCAUUGACCGAAUGUUUGUUUCUGUUUUUAGCUGGACUACCCAGCGUUGGUGGAAGGCCUGGUUCUGAUUAACAUCAACCCCUGUGCUGAGGGAUGGAUGGACUGGGCUGCAAACAAGGUACAAUACAGGACCAUCUCCACAGAUCCACAACAAUCCAUCAACUUUGAUUUAUAAAGCCCUUUGUCAACAUUGUCACAUAGCUUGUUUAUACAGUAUUAACGUAGCUAUGUAUAUGAUUGAUCUUUGCUAUUUGACCCAUAAAAAAAAAAAAAAACUCUGCUUUUGAAUCUCUUUUCAGGUCACUGCUUUGCCCGAAAUGCUCAUCGGCCAUCUCUUCGGAAAGGUGAGCAGUGGGCACCCAGAUAGACAGUGAUUGAAACUGCAAAUCACAUCAACAUAAUCCUAUUGAAUCUAUUCCAAUUAUGGGCUACAUAGAUAUAGGACAGUUCACAGCAGGCUUACAUGUUGCAGUACUGUGUCACUAGGUCACAGAGUCUGAGUAGGUGUUUAUUUAUGUCUCUGUAGGAGGAAAUCUCCAACAACCAUGACCUUAUCGCCACCUACCGCCAUCACAUCAUGAACGACAUGAACCAGUACAACCUGCACCACUUUGUCAAAGCUUAUAACAGGUAAAUACACUGGGCUCCUGCAGAGAAUAAUCAUAAAAUGGUAUCCAUGAGUUAAUCUGACUCUAGGGAAGUAGAUAAAGGGCUUCAUUGUCAAAAUCCUGAUGUAUCCCUUUCAAUCAAGUCUUACAACAUGUAAAUACACUAGACUCCUCGCUGCAGAGAAUAACACGGAUUACCAUGAACAUCCUUUGACUCCGCAUAAACAUGUAUAUAUUUUAUAUACAUAAUCAAGUCUUACAAGUCCUCCAGAGGACACCUGUAUAUUCAUUAUAGACAUACUGUGUCUUAUUUAUGUAUUUCUAUAUAAUGUCUUAUAUUACAUAUCUAUAAUAUAAAAUGUGCAUAUGUAAUAUCAUAUUUGUAAUAUGUCAAUAUGUUCAGUUUGGGCCUCACUGAUAUCCCACCUUUUUCCCUCCCAGCCGGCGGGAUCUGGAGAUUGAGAGGCCCAUUCCUGGUGGGAAAGUCUCCGUCAGAACCCUGAAGUGAGUUCCAAACCUUCUGACCUUUCACCAUACCUCAAUCAUCUCACAUGGCAUAUUGCUAGAGCCCUGAGUUUUCCCUGACCUGGAAACUCUGGGCCCUAGUUAUAGCCUGGUGAGAACCUGGAAACUCUGGGCCCUAGUUAAAGCCUGGUCAGGUGGUUACUCGGUCCGGGAAAAACUACUGACCCUGUAGUAAUAUAACCAGAAAUUGAUAUAAUGACAAGAUGCUAGUCUCCGCCCUAACAAUGGGAUUCGUUGACCACAGAGCGGAACGGCGGGCUGUCAAGCUCCCUCCUGUUCCUCUCUUUAGAUUGGUGGAUACAUCUCGUUAUUUGACUACUUUGUUGAAUAGUCGAUGAGAGGUGUUGACGUCAACCGCCUGUAUUCAAUGGAGAGUGAGAUGCUAGCCUCAUGAAUAUGCAUAGACCGUCUCGAAUUUCAACAGGGACAACUCAGAUAUAAAGUGUUUUUUCUCAAAGUUGCCGGGAUGUCACGUGCAUCACACUUAUAUCAGUACAGUCGUCACAACCUAAGCAUUACCAAACUUCUAUUAAAUCAAAUAAGCCUCACGUAUCAAAAUAGCAAUUCAUUUUUUUGCCCUCAGGUGUCCUUCUCUGUUGGUGGUAGGAGACAGCUCUCCAGCCGUUGACGCUGUGGUAAGUCCAAGUACACACUCUGUAAUCCUAACGGCCAUAAACAAAUCAUUAACAGUAAUACCUCUGGUCUUCAGUUCCUAAGAACACGUGUUGUCCAUUCAUCUAAAUCAGGGCUCUCCAUCCCUGUUCCUGGAGAGCUACCGUCCUGUAGGUUUUCACUCCAACCCUAAUCUAGCGCACCUGAUUCUUAAUAAUUAGCUGGUUGAAAAACUGAAUCAGGUUAGUUACAUCUGGGGUUGGAGUGAAAACGUACUGGAGGGUAGCCCUCCAGGAACAGGGUUGGUGAGCCCUGACCUACCCAACAAGGUAUUUACAACAUUAACAAAGGUUAACUUUUAGGAUUCAAACAUGGGGAAAAAAAAGGGAAAGAAAUCAAACACCACAAAAGCUAUUCUAGCAAUAAAAUAUUACUCCUCCAGUUACCUAUUUAUUUCUCUACUAGGGUAAAUAUUUAGUCGCUCAAUUAGACUCUGUACUUUGCAUCCACAGGUAGAGUGCAAUACUAAGCUGGACCCGACAAAGGCCACACUGCUCAAGGUGAGUAGCCUCUACCUCCUCCUGCUAAUAAUAGGUCCGAUCUUGGCUAGGCAGUCUGAUGAGCUUCCAGAAGCUCCGCAACUACCUGGUGACUGAUUUACUAGCCUUGCCUUGGACUCCUGAGACCGCAGGUUGAGGCUAUGCUGCUGUACCCAGCCUCCAGGGUAUGUUCAUUAGACACGCAAUGGAAAAUGUUUUGCAAAGAAAAAUUUGAGUUUCUUAUUGGACCAAGUCCAGCCCUCCCUGUUUGAGUUUUUUUACUGCUGUUUGGUUCCUGAUAAACAUGACCCAGGUCACAAUCCUUCCUGUCUGGCCUACCUAGGAUGUGCACACCCCUGGCUGUGACCAAAUGCGUUCUGUAAAGCCCUGAAAUGGGCACAUUUUAUAGACCAUAAACUGUUAACUGUCCAGAGGCUAAUGGAAAACACUUGUUGUUUCACGUUGAGACAGUGUUAAAAAGGGAGGUUGUUUUGUGUAAUGGGGGGUGACUAAUGUCGUACUGCUGCUGACCUGCUACCUUAACUCUUUUCUCUUGAAUGACGUGCUCCUGAGGUGUUAACGGUCCCUAAUCUCAUGGCCUCUUUAUUUUGUAUUUUCAUCCAGAUGGCCGAUUGCGGAGGCCUGCCCAUGGUUGACCAGGUGCGUUUCUAACUUGUUAGCACGUUCACGCAGGCGGGGUGGGUUGGCAAAGGGAUAAUCGUUAGUGGGCUAAUACACGGGCAGCUUCACUUAAGAGCAUUAGUGACAGUAGCAAUGAGGCACAGACGUCAGGUCUGGAGAGUUAAUACCCAGCUCAGCACCUGCUGCUACAACAGCGGUCAUACAUAUGCCUCUCAUUAUCACAGUUUGUAGGUUAGGACAUGAAUCCAUCUGUUGAUAUGUCAUGUGUAUAAUAACAGGGAAACAAGUGGCAAACUUUCUCCUUUGCUCUCCCAACAGCCUGCAAAGCUGACGGAGGCCUUCAAGUACUUCAUUCAGGGAAUGGGCUACAGUAAGUACACACACUCUGUGUAACCAACGCUGACCAGUAAUUAUAUUAACAUAAGUAUUUAAUUAUGUAGAAAGAUAAAAGCCUGGUUACCCUAUUACUGUUUGCAAAAAACAUAGGUGUUCACAUCAACCUGUAAGAAUGAGUUUUCCUGCCACCUGGUGGGUGAGAUUAGAAACUGCACCUUCAGAUAACAACAGGAUGGCAGUUAACCUGUUCUAUAAUGAUUUAAAGAUACAUAUUAAAUAUAGUGCCUGCAAUCAGACUUCAGUUGACCAUGGAUACAGGAGUGUGAAUGGAUCUUUAACCUCCUUCUCUGGCUCUGUUGUUCUUCCUUUUCCUCCUCUUCCUCCUCCUUUCCUUAGUGCCCGCCGCCAGCAUGACCAGACUGGUCCGCUCUCGCACUGCAUCGGGCUCCAGCAUCCACUCCAUGGAUGGCAACCGGAGCCGGUCUCACACCAACGAGGGCAACAGGAGCCGGUCACACACCAAUGAGAAGCGUGGUCGCUCCCACACGGACAGUAUGGAAGGCACAGCGAAUAGCAGCGCUGCGCUCAAAUCCACCGAAGUGUCCUGCUAGAUGACCCUUACAUGACACUCAACCUCUGACCCCCUGCCCCCCUGGUUCCCGCUGCGCUGCCACUAACCACACCUACAAACACACAUACACAACUAGAGAAUAUUGUCUCUAUGCCAAAGAGUUAUGCGAAGAGGUUGUGUGUAAGGCUAUGCAAGUGUAUAUACUACUGCAUUAUAAAGGAAAUUCCUUAGAGGGGAAAUAUGUAUUCUGAAAUAAACAGAUCCCUUCCCAUCUGCCGAGUCAGGUGGAAUGUCUAGUUGUUAGGGGCAACGCAGCAGAGUGACACACCGCAACGGAGAAUGUGAGAGAAAGCUGUGGCUGCAGAGCGAGUACCUAGUACAGCAGUUUAAAUCUAUCGUGACAUGUUUCUUUUUUGUCUGUAGUUCUUGAGUGCAUUUGACACAGCUUUCUCAAAUGUGCACCUGACUGUUUCUAAUUGUUCAUCAUUAACUUUUCAGUGUUCUGAUUCAUGUACUAGAAGUGGAGUAAGAAUAGGGAGGAAAGUGGCAAGGAAAGAAAGUCGGCUUUUUUAUCUUCUCAAAUUGCUAUUCGUCUUUGAAACUGGAAAGGAGGGAAUUGAAGAGUAUCAUCAUGUACAUACAACACAUUCAUGUAACUCUUCCUCUGUUUUAGGAUGUUUCGUCUGGAGUUAAGUCUUCUGGAUGUAUCUGUUAACUCUCUGGAAUCAAAUGAUUGUAGCCAUUCUAUUGUAGAACAUUCCAAGAGACUACCCUUCCAUUAAUCAAACAAACACAAACUGUUGCUUUAUUAACAGAUCAUGGCUUCAGGCACAAUUGUUCUUUUGGAUAUUUCUUCUCGUGUAUGUAAAUGAUUAUAUUUGUUCUGCCGUGAUUACAUAGAAAUAAUGUGCCAUGGAAACCCUCUUUGACUUAUUAAGGCUCCUUUGUUGUGAUGGAUUUGAGAAAGUCAAGCCGAUCCACAUGAUGUAAUAUAAAGAUUGAGUUAGCCAUAGAGCUUAUCAAAAACCCUCUCCAACUAUUACGUGCACUAGAGCAACACUUGCCGGCUACAUCGCUUUAUAAAGAUACACUACUGCCUAAUGCUGUAGACGAGAAGCAUUAAAUAUGGCAUAACAGUUUAUUUACUAAGAAAAUAAAAACAUAACUUUUUGUCCUGGUGUUGUCAUCAUUUUAUGUAGAAUGUGGCCUUGUAAGAUCAAACGAUACCACAGUUCCACAGGAUCAUAUUAACCAUAUAUAGCACAUGCAUUCUAUAGUAGCAUCACCAUCUCUUACUCAUUAUUCAAUUCAGAGCCACACGAUCAAAUCAACUUUACAUGAGAUUGAAUGAGAUUUCAUGAAACUUGUUACUGUGAAUAUAGAAAUACCUGUAUGACAAACAAUUUUUUCAAUCAUUUAGUAUUCAAGAUAUACUUCAAUAAAUUAUAACUAAAAUAUUUCACACACUUGGUUUACUUGUAAGUCAAUAAACUCUUUCCCAAAGCAACCAUAUACAGACCAUAAAGACAUGCUUAAAAAACCCUCUGAAGUUUCAAAACACAAAAAAACAUUUAUUUACACAUUUUUCCAAUAGGAAAAAAAGCAUAAGAAAGAUCCCCUUGUAAGAAAAAUACUUUGACCGGUAUUCAAUCCAAUGGACGAUCUAGAGGAGCGCACUAUAACAGACUGAAUGCAAUGUCUGCGAAUGCUGGGACUGUCUUCUGCAUGAUGCACUGUUCUAUAACGUGCCUUGGAUUGAAUAUCGGCCUUUAUGUAUGAAAUAAAAUAUAUAACAGAGUUUCUGAAGUUCUGACAAACCAAAAAAACGUUGAGAAAGGGAAAAGUAAGUGAAAAUAGGGGUAGAUGGAAGCUUAGGCCUAGAUUCAAUCAGAUC
Molecule: messenger RNA, 21097 nt
Organism: Coregonus sp. 'balchen'
Lineage: Eukaryota; Metazoa; Chordata; Actinopteri; Salmoniformes; Salmonidae
Source: the annotation of a GenBank genome assembly